Molecule: messenger RNA, 7032 nt
Organism: Oryzias latipes (Japanese medaka)
Lineage: Eukaryota; Metazoa; Chordata; Actinopteri; Beloniformes; Adrianichthyidae
Gene: trip11
Product: thyroid hormone receptor interactor 11
Biological process (GO): Golgi organization; endoplasmic reticulum to Golgi vesicle-mediated transport
Cellular component (GO): Golgi apparatus
Molecular function (GO): small GTPase binding
Source: RefSeq, a predicted model, not a curated record
UAUCCCAUAAUGCACCGCUGCUGAUCUGGUGUCCACGUCAAAGCUGACAGCCGCUAAUGGCCUCAGUUGAUGUGGCACUCUGAGCUGUUUGGACCCCGGAUAAACUCCCGAACUUACAUCCCGGAGCGGCUCCGGCGGUUCUGGCUCUCCUCCCGGUCCGGUAAUGAGGCAGCAGCGGGCGAACUGCGCUUUAAAACGCCGCGUAAGCCGCUUCGGACGCGCGGUUACAACAGCUGUUGUUAGCCGGGUUCGGGCUGGUUAAAUGAACUCGGGUCAGCUGACACCUCCACUCACUUUCAGGACACAAAGAGAACCGAACCGAACAAAACAUUCGACCAAACUUCAUGACUAGACGGAUCCUGAUCCUGUUUGGGUCACAGUAACACAGCGAGGCCAGUCCCCCCUCCCUCCCGGACUUUUUGGUGCGUUUUGCGACCCCGGUCAGCCAGGAUGUCAUCGUGGCUCGGCGGACUCGGUUCAGGCCUCGGCCAAUCCCUCGGCCAGGUCAGCGGGAGUCUGUCAACAUUCACCGGCCAGAUAUCGAACUUCACCAAGGACAUGCUCCUGGAAGGAGUGGAGGAAGUCGGAGAUGCUGCCACGGAGCUGCAGAUGUCCAACUCCAGGCUGGUUGAGAUGGAGACGGCGUUUGCUGCUCAGAGAGCUGAGCUGGAUAAACUGAGAAGGCUUCAUGCUGAGCUGGAGGAGCAGCUGGAAGCUGCUGAGAUCCAGAACAAACAACAGUCUGCAGCGUACAGAGCGCAGCUGCAGCAGAAGGAUGUGGAGAUCAGCCACCUGAAAGCUCGGCAGAGCGGCCUGCAGGAGGAGCUGCGCUCGGCCCAGUCCGCCUCCGCCGGCCCGGCGGUGCUGCCCGUCUCCACCGCGUCCUCCGUCGCCGCCACCUCCUCUUCCUCCUCGGCCUCCGCCUUCCUGACCCGCCCUGCGGGGUCUCAUCAUGGUUUCCACGGCGACGAGGUGGACAUCAGCGAUGUUCUGUGGUCGCAGCAGGAGAUCAACAGGCUGUCGUCAGAAAUCCAGCGUCUGGAGGCCGAAGCGUCUCAUUGGAGGAGAAUCUCUCAGUCAUCAACAGCGACAGGAAGUGGCAACAGCGACCAGGGCGAGAUUCUGAAACUGCAAAGACUGAUUCAGGAGCUUCGAGACGAGAUGAGCCGCGAGAUGGACGAGCACCAGCACGAGCUGGCGGCUCUGCAGGACGCCCAGAGGCAGAAGAUGGCCGAGGUGACCCGGCGGCAUCGGGAGGAGCUCGCCGAGUACGAGGAGAGGAUUGAAGAGCUGGAGGAACAGCUUCACGGAGGUGGGAGUCAGGCUGGUUCCCCGUCCGACGCCUCCGAGCUGCUGGAGCUCCAGAAGAACAUCCAGGCCCUCCAGGAAGCGGCGGAGCGGCGCGAGAAGCUGCUGUCGGAAGUGUCAGCCAGUCUGGAGGAAGCCCAGAGGAAGCAGGCAUCGCUGCAGCUGGAGAAGGACCAGGUCCAGGAGGAGAAUGCCGGGCUGCUGCAGAACUACUCGCGUUUCCAGACUUCUGUGGCGGAACUGCAGACACGAGUCCAGGAGCAGGAGGGACGGACUCUGCAGAAAGCCCAGCUCGAGCACGAGAUCCAAACACUAAGAAACAACCUGGAAGCUGCAGAGAAGGAAGUGGAGAGACUGAGGAGCCUGACUGAGCGAGAACCAAAGGAAGAAGUGGAGCACGCAGACAUCCUAGAACUGAACACCAUCAUCGAAGCGUUGAGGCGGGAAAAGGAGGCGCUGACCCUGGAGAAGACCGAUCUGCAACUCCGACUGAAGGAGGCGGAAGAACAAGCGGCCUCUGGCCGUGAGGGCGACGUGGAGUCGCUGCAGGACCUGAAGGUGGCGCUGGAGAGGCGGGAGAAGGCCCUCAGAGCUGUGGAGGAGGAGCGGGACACCCUCCUGUCUGAGCUGGAGGAGCUGGACCGGCAGAACCAGGAGGCCACCAAGCAUAUGAUCUCUGUGAAGGAGCAGCUCUCUGCACAGCUGAAGGAGGCGGAGGAGCAGCUGUUGAGGGCGACUGAAGAUCUCAGCAGAACCACGGAGCAGAAGAGGUCGCUGGAAGAGGAGCUGGAGUCGCAGAAGGAGAAGGUCAGCCAAAGCGCCUUCAGCCUGAACGAGCUGCACAUGGGCAGACAGCAACUGGAGCGGACGGCGAAGGACCUAAAGGACAAGCUGGGGAGCGCUCAGGAGCAAAGCAGAGAGCUGAGGAAAGCUCUGCAGCAGAAGGAGGAGCAGCUGGCUGCUGCCAGAGCAAAGCUGGAGGAAGGAGGAGCCAGAGGAGGUGAGGUCGAGAGAGCCAGAGGGGAGCUGGAUGUGAAGGAAACAGAGUUGACGGAGCUCAGGAGAGAACUGGAUGAGCUGAGGAGCUCUCGUGAGAAGGUGCUGUCUGAGAUGUAUGAGAUGAAGAUGGAGGGACAGAAGUUGAAGGAGGAGAAGGAAAAGUUCCUUCUGGAUGUCGAGGAGCUGACACAGCAGCUGAAGGAAAACCAGGCAGCUCUGAGCAGAGCAACCAGGGAGAAGGACACUCGAAUUGAAGCGUUGAAGCUGGAGAAGAAUCAGCUGGAGGCCGAAUUGACGCAGGCGGAGAAGAUGCUUUCAGAGCAGGCGAAGCAGUUCCAGCAGACCAUCGAGGAGCUGACGCGCGCUCGAUCCAUGGACGCCUCCACCUUACAGGCCGAGCACGAGUCCGCCAUCAAACUCAACCAGGAGAAGGACCAGGAGAUCUCCAAGCUCAGGAGAGAUUUGGAGCAGCUGGCCUCCGACCAAAGAGACACCAACGAGAUGCUGUCCAUCACGGUGGACGGGCAGAAGCAGCUGACCGAUCUGCUGCAGGAGAAAGACGUCUUUGUGGAGACCUUGAAGCAGAACGCCGCCGACUUACAGACGGAGAUGGAGAGCAGGAUCUCAGAAGUGACCAAGGAAAUGGGGAUCCUCAAACAGACGCUGGAGGAGAAGGACAGACAGCUGGGAGGCAUGAAGGAGGAGAACAACCACCUGAAGGAGGAGAUGGAUCGCUUCAGGGAUCAGCAGAGUAGACCGCCACCUCUGGCCGAGCCCAAGACUCUGGACAUCAUCACUGAGCUGGAGACGGAGGUCACCCAGCUGAGGUCCUCCGAGACGUCCCUGGAGGGGGAGGUUCAGAUGCUGAGGAGGACCCUCGAAGAGCAGCAGGCCGCCCUGCUUCAGUCCCAGCAGUCUCUGCAGGCCCAGCGGAGCGAGCUGGAGCAGGCGCACGCUCGCCACCAGCAGACGGCGCUCAACUACGACAGACUCAUCCACGCCAGAGACGAAGAGGUCGCUCGCCUGCAGCAAAGCGUCGAGCAGCUCAGCAGGAGCCGCACCAACGCUCCGCAUGUGCAGGGGGAGGUCAUCCUGCAGGAGGACAAGACGCAGUCCAUCAGCCAGGAGAACGGCAGCGAGAAACACGACCUGUCCAAGGUGGAAAUAGAGAAGCUGGUCAGAGGCAUCAAGGAGAAGGAGACGGAGAUCCUCCAGCUUAAUGAGAAGAACCUGACGUUGACCCAGCAGCUGGACCAGAUGCUGGUUUCUCACAGCGAGGUGGGAAAACUCUCGCAGCUGAUCCGGCAGAAGGAUCUGGAAAUCCAGGCGCUUCAUGCGCGACUCUCCAUGGGCGGAGGACACUCCCAGGACCUCCUGUACCUGCAGCAGCAGGUGCAGAGGUCCGCCGACGAGAAGGAGCAGAUGCUGGCCGUGCUGAACGAGAAGACCAGAGAGAACAGCCAGCUCCGCUCGGACAACCACCGCCUCGUGGACAUCAUGGCGGGAAAGGAAGCCGCCCUGGUGAAGCUUCAGCAGGAGAACCAGCGGCUCUCCGAAAUGAACGACCCCACAGGAAGCCACGACAUGUUCAAGGAGACCAUCCAGAACCUCUCCCGCAUCAUCAGGGAGAAGGACAUAGAGAUCGACGCGCUGACUCAGAAGUGCCAAACUCUGGUGGCCGUUCUGCAGUCCUCCGGAGGGGAUUCCGGUGCCGGUUCCGGGGGCGUCAGCAGCAACCAGUUUGAGGAGCUUCUGCAGGAACGGGACUCUCUGAAGCAGCAGGUGAAGAAGAUAGAGGAGUGGAAGCAGCAGGUCAUCACGACGGUCAAGAACCUGCAGCACGAGUCCGCUCACCUGCAGGAGGAGCUGAUCCGGCUGCAGAGCCAGGUUUCUGCCGACAGCGACUGCAGCUCCCGGCUGUCCGUGGACUACGCCCAGCUCAUCCAGAGUUAUGAGCAGAAGGAGAAGAUCCUGGGGAACCUGGGCAUGGAGCUCGCACAGGUUCAGCAGACCAUCACCCAGCUCAGCUCCACCAAGGACGUCCUGCUGGGCAAACUGGACAGUGUAGCUCAGAGUCCUCCAGCUGUUCCAGAAGGCUCUUCAGGCCUCCACACCUCCUCACCUGAACACAAGGAGAAGCUGCGGGAAGAGCUGGAGAAACUGCGGGCCCAGCUGGCAGAGAAGGAAAAUGUGAUCAAGACUCUUCAGGAGAACAACCACCGGCUCUCCAACUCCGCCUCCGAGAGCGCGCAGAGAAGUCAGGCCGAGGAGGUCCAGCAGGUCCGAGAGAGGCUGGAGUCCCUGCAGAGGUCCGUGAGGGAGAAGGACCUGCUCAUCAAAAGCAAAGGAGACCAGCUCCUCCAGGUGAGCGAGGCGCUGCGUAACCGCGACAACGACAACGAGGUGCUGAAGCAGGCCGUCACCAACCUGAAGGAGAGGGCCCUCAUCCUGGAGAUGGACACCAAGAAGCUGAAGGAGGAGAACGAGCUGGUGGCCGCUCGCUCCCGAGAGAAGGAGUCCGAGUUCAGGGCGCUCCAGGAGACCAACAUGCAGGUGUCUCUGCUGCUCAGGGAGAAGGAGUUUGAGCUGAGCGCCACCAGCGAGAAGGCGGCCACGGUGGAGAAGAUGCUCAAGGACAACCAGCAGGGGAACUCGGGCGAGCUGAACCAGCUGCUGAACGAGCUGAAGUCCAUGCAGGAGAAGGCCUUCGCGUUCCAGCAGGAGAGGGAUCAGAUGAUGAUGGCGCUGAAGCAGAAACAGAUGGAGGCCGCAGCCGUGCAGGCCGAGCUGCAGCAUGUGAGGGACAAAGAGCAGCGCCUGAACCUGGAGCUGGAGAGGCUGAGGAACCACCUGCUGGAGAUCGAGGACUCCUACACGAGAGAGGCGCUCUCCGCCGAGGACAGAGAGGCGGAGCUGCGCAGGCGGGUGGCGCUGCUGGACGAGAAGCUGGCCACCUCUUCGACUGCAGUGGAGAGCGCCAGCCAACAGGCCAGCAUGCAGGUGGAGUCCCUGCAGGAGCAGCUGAGCAUGGUGGUGAAGCAGCGGGACGACACGCUGGCGCAGCUCCGAACCUCUCAGGAGCAGGUCAACCAGUAUGCAGUGUCGCUCUCCAACCUGCAGAUGGUGCUAGAGCAGUUUCAACAAGAGGAGAAAUCCAUGUACACGGCUGAGCUGGAAAAGCACAAACGGGAGAAGGAGGAGUGGAGGAGAAAAGCUCUGCUUCUGGAAGACCAAGCAUCUGCGCUGCAGGUGAACCUGGAAGAAGCCCACGCCGCUCUGGACUCGGCGUCUCGUCUGACGGAUCAGCUGGACCUGAAGGAAGAACAGAUUGAAGAGCUGAAAAAGCAAAUCCAUGUGAGGCAGGAGAUGCUGGAGGAGGCGCAGAAUAAGCUGAUGAACCUUCUCAACAGCACCGAAGGAAAGAUCGACAAGGUCCUGAUGCGGAACCUGUUCUUGGGUUACUUCCAUACGCCUAAGGCCAAGCGCGCCGACGUGCUGAGGCUCAUGGGAAGCGUCCUGGGCUUGAGUCGAGAAGACGUGGAUAAGAUGUUGGAGGAGGACGUCCAGCGCGGCGUGACCGGAUGGAUGUCGAGCUGGCUUGGAGGCAGAGGAGCACAAAGUGUCCCAAACACUCCUCAGAGACCCGGCGGCGGGCAGGGCCUGAACUCGUCUUUCUCAGAAAUGUUCGUCAAGUUCCUGGAAAUGGAGUCGACCCCUUCAGCCCCGGCGCCGAGGCUCCCGGUCCUCGACAUCAGGCCUCUGAACCCCCCACCUCCAGGAAGAAGCAGCGGAUCAGCCUCCGCCCCCACAGGAGCUGUGGCGGCCAGCAGGCGAGCCGGCGAGUCCAGCCCCUUCUUGGCGCCGCGCUCCGCCGCCGUGCCGCUGACCGGUUUGGGCGCCGGCGGUUCAGGGAGCCACCUGCUGAUGAAGCCCAUCUCGGACGCCCUCCCCACCUUCACGCCGGUAGUGGUGUCGGCGGAGGCGAGCGGCGGAGCUGUGCUCAAAGACCUGCUGAAGCAGUGACGGCACGCCGGGCGCCACCUGGUGCACUUCAGUUCUAUGCAACAAACCUUUUGAAAGGAAACCGUUUCCAGCUCCGGCGAUGAGACCAGUGGCUUCCCGGCUUUCGUCUCCUGAACACAAGUGACCUUGUAAACUGUCCGUGCCGGGGUCUAAUCGUCACCUGGAGGAACCCUGUCCUUCGGCUCUCGUCCUGCGCCGAGCGAAGCGGCGUUUCUUGUCUCCUGAUUUGCCUGAAGCUCUGCUGGAUCACUACAUCUGUUCAAACCAUAAAGAGACGUUUUUUCCUGCAGAAUCGAGUCUUUUCCAGACAACCACACUAUGAUAUGCAAUAAUUAUGGCUGCUCUCUGUGGUUGAUCAGACUGCUUGGGUUAAUGUAAGUACAGCAUUACUAUAGGUGUAUAAAUAUGUAAAUGGAUCGUUUCUUUUCUAUUUAUGGACACACAGACGUUUUGGAAGUGCCUGACUCUUUUCUAUGGUAUCCGACUGUAAAGGAUUCAUCCAAAUCUAUAUAUUUGCAGAUGUAAAGACGGCAGAUGAAGGGUGAGUGGAGGCCGUGUCCUGCUCCACAUUUUUGCACAGACUCUGGGAGGAAUGUGGCUUUUUUUUCUCUCCCCCGUUUAUUUCUGAAACGUGAGAACUUGUGUGGAUGUGGAGAAAGUCUGAACAGGAGUGGGGUCAAAUAAAGGAACCGUUCGAGUCUC